Messenger RNA from Cebus imitator (Panamanian white-faced capuchin), 5010 nucleotides. It is a transcript of the gene ARB2A, whose product is annotated as family with sequence similarity 172 member A. NCBI's taxonomy places the organism in Eukaryota, Metazoa, Chordata, Mammalia, Primates, Cebidae. Bases 196 to 1446 code for a protein of 416 amino acids. The record is from RefSeq and is a predicted model, not a curated record. Gene Ontology annotation, cellular component: nucleus. Gene Ontology annotation, biological process: regulatory ncRNA-mediated heterochromatin formation. Gene Ontology annotation, molecular function: siRNA binding. The transcript has 11 exons.
UGCGUAAUGACGUUUCAGUCUCCUGCAGACCCCGGAAGUGCAACACUAACUUGGUCGGGGCGCGGAUCCCGAGAGGGAAAGUCGCAACAACCGCACGAGGGAGUUCGACUGGCGAACUGGAAGGCCACGCCUCCUCCCGCCUGCCCCCUCAGCCCUGUAGCUGGGGGCAGAGCUCAGACUGUCUUCUGAAGAUUGAUGUCUAUUUCCUUGAGCUCUUUAAUUUUGUUGCCAAUUUGGAUAAACAUGGCACAAAUCCAGCAGGGAGGUCCAGAUGAAAAAGAAAAGACUACAGCACUGAAAGAUUUAUUAUCAAGGAUAGAUUUGGAUGAACUAAUGAAAAAAGAUGAACCGCCUCUUGAUUUUCCUGAUACCCUGGAAGGAUUUGAAUAUGCUUUUAAUGAAAAGGGACAGUUAAGACACAUAAAAACUGGGGAACCAUUUGUUUUUAACUACCGGGAAGAUUUGCACAGAUGGAACCAGAAAAGAUACGAGGCUCUAGGAGAGAUCAUCACAAAGUAUGUAUACGAGCUCCUGGAAAAGGAUUGUAAUUUGAAAAAAAUAUCUAUUCCAGUAGAUGCUACCGAGACUGAACCAAAGAGUUUUAUCUAUAUGAGUGAGGACGCUUUGACAAAUCCACAGAAACUGAUGGUUUUAAUUCAUGGUAGUGGUGUUGUCAGGGCAGGUCAGUGGGCGAGGAGACUUAUCAUAAAUGAAGAUCUGGACAGUGGCACACAGAUACCGUUUAUUAAGAGAGCUGUGGAUGAAGGAUAUGGAGUAAUAGUACUAAAUCCCAAUGAAAACUAUAUUGAAGUAGAAAAACCGAAGAUACAUGUGCAGUCAUCAUCUGAUAGUUCAGAUGAACCGGCAGAAAAACGGGAAAGAAAAGAUAAAGUUUCUAAAGAAACAAAGAAGCGACGUGAUUUCUAUGAGAAGUAUCGUAACCCCCAAAGAGAAAAAGAAAUGAUGCAAUUGUAUAUCAGAGAAAAUGGUUCUCCUGAAGAACAUGCAAUCUAUGUUUGGGAUCAUUUCAUAGCUCAGUCUGCUGCUGAGAAUGUAUUUUUUGUUGCUCACAGCUAUGGGGGACUUGCUUUUGUUGAACUGAUGAUUCAACGAGAAGCAGAUGUAAAAAAUAAGGUAACUGCUGUGGCAUUGACAGACUCUGUUCACAAUGUGUGGCAUCAAGAAGCUGGCAAAACGAUUCGAGAAUGGAUGAGAGAGAACUGUUGUAAUUGGGUCUCUAGCUCUGAACCAUUAGAUACAUCAGUGGAGUCCAUGCUACCUGAUUGCCCCCGGGUUUCAGCAGGCACCGACCGUCAUGAGCUAACUUCCUGGAAAAGCUUCCCAUCUAUUUUCAAAUUCUUUACCGAAGCCUCAGAGGCCAAGACCAGCUCCCUGAAGCCAGCUGUGACGCGCCGCUCGCACCGCCUCAAGCACGAAGAGCUGUAAGAGGAGCUAGCGCGACGGGGGAGGCCGCCGGGAGCCGCCCCGACGCACGCACCCGCACGCCUCCUCACUGCUUUUGUCGUCGAGCGGACUCCCAGCCCCUCAUUAGAUUGUUUUCUUCCCAGAGCACAGGGUCGUGAUAUAUACAUCUAAAUAGCGUUUUGCAUUAUUUCUAGAUGAGUGCAACUGUCAAAGCAAUAUGGGUUCACUGGUUGUGCUUCCUGCGGGCUGAGCGCGGGCUGAGCGCUGCCCGAGCGCUGCCCGUCAGCGCUCAGAUUAAGGCUGACAGCGCCCUGCCUGGCGCGGCCGGCGCGGCUCUAAUUGCCCUGACGGAGUCCGUGCGGGCGCUGCGGGGCGAGCGGCGUCGGCGCGGUCCUAGCGCCCGCCGCAGCGCAGCCGCUGCUGCUUCCCCCUCUUUAAUCAUGUCCAUCUUUCCCCGCUCUCAACCAGAGCAAACUUUUAUUCCAGACUUCAGAUUUCCAUUUUAAAUAGGUUUUUCCCUGAGGACAUCUUAUUACCCCUCGCUUUUUUUUUUUUUUUUAGGAAGUUCUGCACACACACCCCAAGCCAAUUUCAAAUUCAGAACAUGAAUGCAAUGAUGUAGCAGGUAAUUUGGGGAGAGUAAAUUGUUCUCUCCCUGUUUUCCUUUAGGGACCAGAAAAAAAAAGAAAAAACUUUGCAUAAAAAUCUAUAAAGUACUGAAUCCGCAUUACUGCUGAAAAUCCUUUUGCCAGCUGAUUGUGAGAGUUUACACAAGUUUCUGAUUUCAGAAAAGACUUAAAACCAAAACAAUGAUGGGCAGAUCUUUUAAUUGUAGGUGUGUAAAGUCCCAUUUUCAGUGGAAUUUCCAACUGUUGUCGCUGGAAUUGACUUUACUUUUUAAAUACAUAAUGUGUACUGAGUGGUACUGUAAUUUAGAUGUAACACACUUAAGUUUUGCUUUUCAAAUCUCUCUGUGGAGAAAGAUUGUUGUUAAUCCUUUCCAGAAUGAUCUAUUCUGAGCUUUCCUGGAGUUAGGCUCUUCUAGGGAUAGAAUUUUUUUAUUGUCAUCAAGAAACUAAACCUGUGUGCUCUGCAGCCUUUUUCUUCUGAAAGGCUAAGUGGGACUAAAAUGAUCCUUUUAGUUUCCUGCUUUAACAAGAAGAGAAAGACUUGGUGUGAAAUAAUUUCUUCUCUCAGUCCAAUGGUAUAAUUUUUAGCACUCCACUUCCUCUGUAGGGUUUAGCCCUACAAUUUUAACAAUUAAGUAUUUUAUUCCAGCGAAGAUGUGGCCAACACUGUGAAAUACAAGAGAUGUUAAGGUUUUGCUGACUUUUGAUUAAGAUAUUAAAUUUUCACAUUAUUUUUUAAUUAUUUAACAAAUUUAAUUAUCUAGUAAAGAUUGUUUCUAAUACACGAGAACCUGAAUUUAAUAUUUUCAUCCUUUUUUAAAGUGUAUGCAACAACUAAUAUGCCUGCCUUAUGUACCCAAAAUGACUUAGAACUGUCUAAUGCCUCAGAAAAGUAACUUAAAAUCAGCCACCUCGUGCAUAAAUGUUUUUAUAUUGUGAACCAAUUUCAACAAGUUUAAAAACUGUUAAUAUCUCAUUGCUGUGUUUGACAUACAAGUACAUUCAUUAGUUCUAUAGUUUUAAUGAUGACAAAGUGAUCUGUUUUCAGUAGUCAUGUCUGCAUAUCUUUUGGUGUUAUUUAAGCAGAAUCAACUAUAGGAGGAAAAAUCAUUUUAUUCAGCUAGUGGAUGACUUAAAAUGAGUAAGCCUCAACAACGUGAAGCACAUUUGUCUAUGAUAUUGACCCUUUUUAUCUGAUCUUUACUAUUUUAGAAGUAGUGGUGAACUGUGUAAAAUAAUGUCAUCUUCCAGUGAGAAAUUCAAGAAUUGAUGUGGAUUGAAUAUAUUUUUCAAGGUGUUAUAUUGUGUCGUGUUAUCAGUAUAUGAAAAUGUUCACAGGAAACCAUUUUAUAACAUUAAAAAAAACACUUGUGCAAGGCUAAAUUUGUGAAGCUUCUUCACCUGAAUCAGAGCAAAAUAAAUAUACUCAGUUAUAAACCAAAUCACUCCUAUUCCUUCUCUCAAAUCAUCUCUCCUCUUUUUAAACCUUUAGCUAGAAUAAAUCACUAUUUAAUUGCCUCUAAUACUUUAAAACUACUGGAUGGUUAGGCCUUGUUUAACUAUCUAUAGAGAGCUAUUUGCAAACUUAAGUUGUGUAAAUGUAAUUUCUACUUGUGAAUCUGAGCUGUAGCAGCCCAGAGGGAGCUGGGCAAACCAUUUUAGACCACCAACUGGUAAGUGAUCCGAUUCUUUGUAAUGUAGGAUUUUUUUAACCUGUUGAUUAUGGGUUUGUUGAUAUAAAUGUAAUAAUACUGUUCACCUCUAUUUUCGUGGAGUAACAACCAGCAGUUGGUAGUAGCCCACCUGCCUGAGGGUGGCCAGUGUUAACAAUAUUUUUGCUCUGAUCUUCCCCAUUUUUGUUUUCUCAAACAGGUUUUUAGGAGAGUGGAGAUUUAAAGUCAGGAUGUGGGCUUUUUAUUUAAUUAUAUACUUAAUUCUUAGAACAAGUAGAAUAGGAAAGGAAUGACUGAUAAGUCUAAGAUUCAAAAUAGUCCUGUCGAAACUUAAAGGCCAGAUUAUUGCUUUGGAGCUUUCUGAGGUACCUAGCCAUCCAGUUGUUAAACGUUUUCAUGGAUAUUUGAAAAGAAGACCAUGUACUUGUAAUAACUGUUCUUUUCUCCAGUUUCUGCCUUGUGCUUUGACCUGGAUUGCAUUAUUAUUGUUUAUGUGAAAACAGAAAAAAAGGAAAGCACAAGCUUUUCCUAUAUAUUUCCAUUUUAAAAUAAAAACAAUUUUUUACCAACAACAGCGGUGUAUUAUUCUUUCUCAGAAGUUCCCUUAUUCACCAACUGUAUAGAGAUUUUUUUUAAAGCAAAAACAUAAAAGGAAGGAUGAGACAGCAUCCAUCAAUAUUUUAAACCUUAUGGCUACUUUUUAUUUCUGUUCUUAUUGCUGUAAGGUAAUAUCCUAACUUCAGUUGAGUUAUUAUUUGGCUUGCACCUUUUACAAAGCUAACAUUUAUAAGACAGUUGUUUUUAAUAUCUAAAAUAUCUCCUUAGCAAGGAAACCUGAGCAAUCUGUCAUUAAACUAUUGUUUUAUGAAAUAAACUUGAAUAUGCCAUAAAUAAAUGUGUUUUCCAAGAGGAGUCUGGUGAGAUUAAGUUGCCCCCAAGUUCGUGUAUGUAGGUUCUUGAUGUACUGUGUUCAGUAUGAAAAUAACAUUUCUUUUACAGCUAUUCCUUUCUUAAAACCUUUUAGCUCCUUUUAGAGAUAUGUUAAAUAAUUAUCCAAGCUAAUAAGUUAGAUUUUGUUUGCUCCCCUGGGUUUUUUGCAGUUCCAAUAUAAAAACACGUUGUGUCUCUUGUUACAGUCAUAUUUUUUACUGUAAACUGACAGGAUCCUGUUGGUGUCUGUAAUCCUAAUUCAUUUAAGAAAGACUACUACUACAGAAAGUGUAAAAAUUUCUCAAAAACUUUCCACAUGCCUCUGUGGAGAAAAAUAAAUGUCUUUAAAUAAA